This is a messenger RNA of Physella acuta, 643 nucleotides long. RefSeq lists its product as uncharacterized. NCBI's taxonomy places the organism in Eukaryota, Metazoa, Mollusca, Gastropoda, Physidae. The record is from RefSeq and is a predicted model, not a curated record.
ACUCAUAGCCACAUUAGCUGAGAGACAUCUCAUUGUACGCUGAUAAUAUUAUAGCAGAGAUUACCACUUAUAGUUCGAGAGAAAUAAAAUGAACACUUACUUGCCUUUAGCAGUUGUCGCAUUCUUCGGGUUCCUGCAACUUGGAACUGGCAUGCAGUGCCAGCGACACCUAGAGGAAUAUUCCAAUGUCACGUGGUCAGACGAAAGAAAAAGUGGCGCCAUCGCGCGGCUGACAAGCUGCCUUAUAACCAGCUACUACGCCAUAGGCUCACCUUUCGGGGAGGAGUUCGCGCUGGCCAUGGAAAGCGCGGCGAAAGACGGCGUCCAAAACAUCUGCAAAUGGAAAAGCUCUUUCGACGUGGUGACAAAAAUCAACGAAGCCGUUGAUGAAGAUCUGAUCGCUCAGGGUCAAGAGAUGAAGAUCCAUGCGUUUGAUUUCUUGAUGAAAAACAUCCAAAAUAAGACGAAAGCUUGUGGGCAGCUUCCGGAAUUGGUUUCGCUUCUGCUGGUAGAGAGCGGACUUCCGGCAAAUAAAACGACCAUACGAAUGGGAACCUACCUACUCUCUCACUUCAUUAAAUCACGACUUAACAUCCGCUGUAAACAAAAUGAUGCCAGAAAAUAUUUAAAAAGUCUGUGUUAG